Molecule: messenger RNA, 165 nt
Organism: Entamoeba nuttalli P19
Lineage: Eukaryota; Evosea; Mastigamoebida; Endamoebidae
Exons: 1
Coding region: 1-165 (54 amino acids)
Source: RefSeq, a predicted model, not a curated record
AUGAGAAGUGAUGGUUCACCAACAUUAGAAACAGAUGAAAAAAUCGAACAAUCAAUUGAAGAAUUUGGAAAUGAAGAAAAACCUAUUAGUACUCCGUUACAUCAAGAACAAGAAUGUAAUUGUUAUACUGAUACAACAACCUCAGUUUUUGAAUUUUCAUUUUAA